CACACCACUCCGCCAUGGCCACUGCCCUAACCCUCCUCCUCCCCUUCUUCUUCUUCUUCUUCUUCUUCCUCACCUCCGCCAACGCCGUCUCCGGCGACGGCGGCGCCUGCGCCGCCGAGGCGGCGGCGGAGAGUGGCGGCGGGUGUCAGGACUCGGCGGCGGCGCUCCGGCUCAAGGUCGUGGCGAUCGCGUCGAUCCUCGCGGCCAGCGUGGUCGGGGUGUGCCUCCCCCUGGUCUCCCGCUCCGUCCCCGCGCUCCGCCCCGACCGCGACCUCUUCGUCCUCGUCAAGGCCUUCGCCUCCGGCGUCAUCCUCGCCACGGGCUACAUGCACGUGCUCCCCGACUCCUUCGACGAUCUCCGGUCCCCCUGCCUCCCCGACGAGCCCUGGGCGAAGUUCCCCUUCACCACGUUCAUCGCCAUGCUCGCAGCCGUCGUAACCCUAAUGAUCGACUCGCUCAUGCUGAGCUGCUACAAGAUCGGCAAUGGCGGCCACGGCGCCGCCGAGAUCGCCCUCCAGGGGGCGAGGGAGAUCUCCGUGAUCGGCAAGGAUGGUGUUGAAAUUGAAUCGGAGCGGUUGCGAAGGAAUCGCAUUAUAGCUCAGGUACUGGAAAUGGGAAUAGUGGUGCACUCUGUGGUGAUAGGGCUUUCCAUGGGAGCCUCGCAGAAUCCGUGCACCAUUAGGCCCUUGGUAGCUGCUCUUUGCUUCCACCAGAUGUUCGAAGGAAUGGGCCUCGGCGGUUGCAUCCUCCAGGCAGAGUAUGGAAUGAAGAUGAGGGCCAUCCUGGUGUUCUUCUUUGCCACGACGACCCCGUUUGGGAUCGUGCUCGGCAUCGCGGUGUCGAAGGUGUACAGCAGCACGAGCUCGACGGCGCUGAUCGUCGAGGGCGUGCUGAACGCGGCCUCGGCCGGGCUCCUGAACUACAUGGCGCUCGUCGACCUCCUCUCCGUGGACUUCAUGGGGCCGAAGCUCCAAAGCAGCGUCCGGCUCCAGCUCUUCAGCUACGCUGCGGUGCUCUCCGGCGCCGGCUUGAUGUCCCUCAUGGCAAAGUGGGCGUAAAAAUGAAGAACUAGCACGUUCAUGAAGUUUUGUUUUUCUCAUUGUUUCUUAUUGUUUCUUACUGCUUCUUUUGUUCUCUACACGACCAUUCCAGAGCAGUGUGUGGAUAGGAUAAAUAUAAAAAUAAAAAAACAAUUUUUGAUUAUCAACAUU
This is a messenger RNA of Ananas comosus (pineapple), 1211 nucleotides long. Its product is annotated as fe(2+) transport protein 1-like. Lineage: Eukaryota; Viridiplantae; Streptophyta; Magnoliopsida; Poales; Bromeliaceae. The coding region runs from base 15 to 1058 and encodes 347 amino acids. Gene Ontology annotation, molecular function: zinc ion transmembrane transporter activity. Gene Ontology annotation, cellular component: plasma membrane. Gene Ontology annotation, biological process: zinc ion transmembrane transport. The record is from RefSeq and is a predicted model, not a curated record. The transcript has 3 exons.